Messenger RNA from Diaporthe citri, 1266 nucleotides. RefSeq lists its product as uncharacterized. Gene Ontology annotation, molecular function: protein kinase activity; ATP binding. The record is from RefSeq and is a predicted model, not a curated record. Lineage: Eukaryota; Fungi; Ascomycota; Sordariomycetes; Diaporthales; Diaporthaceae. The transcript is spliced from 5 exons. The coding region runs from base 1 to 1266 and encodes 421 amino acids. Gene Ontology annotation, biological process: regulation of mRNA processing; spliceosomal complex assembly; protein phosphorylation.
AUGGUGGAGUGGACUGAAGAUGUAUUCCCGAAUGCUACCAACGUCCAGCCACACGAGCCCCCUGAGGACUACCGACCUGGCGGCUUCCACCCUGUCGCUCUUGGCGACACCUUCCAAGACGGGAGGUUUGUAAUUAAGCACAAGCUAGGCUUCGGAGGGCAGGCGACCGUGUGGCUUGCGCAUGAUACUCGUCAGAGCCAAUGGGUGUCAUUGAAGAUCAAACAGUCUCGAAUAAGUGAGGGCCCACUCGAGCAAGACCAGGAGGUACGAGCCCUGCUGGCCCUGGAGAAGCACCACGCCAGCAGUGAUCAAAAACAACCAAGAUGCUUCACCCGUCUAUUGGAGACUUUCCAAAUUUCCGGGCCAAAUGGCACGCACAACUGCCUCGUCACGGAAUUGGUCGGGCCAUCAGUCGCGAGGGUACUCCGUGCAUGUGGUCUUUUUGGUGAGACUCUGAGACCUGACACAGUACUUCGAGCUUCGAAGCGCGUACUUCAGGCAGUAGACUUUGCGCACCGAGCUGGCGUGGUCCAUGGAGAUAUUUCUUUCGGCAACGUUGCCUUUACGUGCGAUGUAGCACUGAACGGUGAUGAGGACUUCUUUGUCGCCCUGGGCGGGCAACCCAUCACAGCCACAUACACUGGCCAAGAAGCACUCCCGCCCAACAUGCCUCGCGUGCUGGUCAAGACUGCGGAUUGGGAUAUGUGGACUGACCGGGACGAGGAGGACAUGCGGCUCCUAGACUGGGGCUUGGCGUUCCCAGCUGGGCAAGUAGUCACGACACUUCCGCAGCCAAUCGACCUUCGGUCGCCAGAAACCUUUUUCUGUGCGUCGAUCGACUCCCAUCAUGACCUGUGGAGGGCAGGCUGUGUUAUCUACGCCUUGUAUUUUCAGCAAUCACCAUUUCCAUUUGAGCACGGCUCUGACGGUGCUUUUGUUGGGCAAAUGGUGUCAAAGCUUGGUCCAUUACCAGCCCAAUGGCAUUCGCUGUGGAGGGAGAUGCAAAGGAGAAGCAUGGACUCUGAAGUCAAUGGCCACCAUCAAAGAGACGUGGACACGUUCGAAGAGAGGAGGAGAACUAUCAUCAGAAAGUGUCAGGAAGAGGAAGAGUACCAAGUCGACGAGUAUUCGGAUUACGACUUCAAAUCCCUCCGAGUGCUAUCUCUUACAAUAUCUGCAUUGCUGAAAUGGGAGCCUUCGAGCCGUGAAUCCGCCAAACAGGCGCUUUCACUCAUAGAGUGGGUUGACUACCGCAACGAGACUUGA